CUCUCUCCACAGAUUCUGCUUCCUGCCAGUAGAAAUGGACAGCAGCAGUUUCAUUCAGUUUGAUGUGCCCGAGUACAGCAGCACGGUACUGAGCCAGCUCAAUGAACUCCGCCUGCAGGGGAAACUGUGUGACAUCAUUGUCCACAUUCAGGGUCAGCCCUUCCAAGCCCACAAAGCGGUCCUUGCUGCCAGCUCCCCCUAUUUCCGGGACCAUUCUGCGCUGAGCACCAUGAGCGGCUUAUCGAUCUCGGUGAUCAAGAACCCCAACGUGUUUGAGCAGUUGCUGUCCUUCUGUUACACUGGAAGAAUGUCCUUGCAGCUGAAGGAUGUCGUCAGCUUUCUGACUGCGGCCAGCUUUCUGCAGAUGCAGUGUGUCAUUGACAAGUGCACACAGAUCCUCGAGAGCAUCCACUCCAAGAUCACCGUGGGCGAAGUGGACUCGGUGACCAUCGGCGCCGACGAGCCCCCAGAGAGUCAGAAUGGCGUCAAGGACGGCAGCUUCUUCGCCAACCCCGUGGAGAUCUCCCCGCCGUACUGUGCGCAGGGCCGGCCGGCCGGCAGCGGUGACCUCCGCAUGGAAACUACUCCCAGCAAGGUCCUGCGCAGCCGCCUGCAGGAGGAGGGCCACUCGGACCGUGGCAGCAGCGGGAGCGUGUCUGAGUACGAGGUGCAAAUAGAGGGGGACCACGAUCCAGGAGAGCUGCUGGUGCGGGAGAGCCAGAUCACCGAGGUGAAGGUGAAGAUGGAGAAGUCCGACCGGCCUAGCUGUUCCGACAGCUCCUCACUGGGCGACGACGGCUACCACACGGAGAUGGUGGACGGGGAGCAGGUGGUGGCCGUGAAUGUGGGCUCCUAUGGCUCGGUGCUCCAACACGCCUACUCCUACUCCCAGGCCGCCUCACAGCCCGCCAGCGUCUCUGAGGCCUUUGGCAAUCUGAGCAAUUCCAGCCCGUCGAGAACCAUGCUGAGCUGUUUCCGGGGCGGCCGUGCCCGCCAGAAGCGGGCUCUGUCUGUCCAUCUGCACAGUGACCUCCAGGGCCUGGUGCAGGGCUCUGACAGCGAUGCCCUGGUGAGUAACCCCAGCUACGAGAGCAGCCCGCGUGAGCGGAGUGCCCGGGGCCACUGGUACCCCUACAACGAGCGGCUCAUCUGCAUUUACUGUGGCAAGUCCUUCAACCAGAAGGGAAGCCUGGACCGACACAUGCGGCUCCAUAUGGGCAUCACCCCCUUCGUGUGCAAGUUCUGUGGGAAGAAGUACACGCGGAAAGACCAGCUGGAGUACCACAUCCGGGGCCACACCGACGACAAGCCGUUCCGAUGUGAGAUCUGUGGCAAGUGCUUUCCCUUCCAGGGCACCCUCAACCAGCACCUGCGGAAAAACCACCCCGGCGUGGCUGAGGUCCGGAGCCGCAUCGAGUCCCCCGAGAGAACAGACGUGUAUGUGGAGCAGAAACUGGAAAACAAUGCCUCGGCCUCUGAGCUGACUCUAGAUUCGCGCAUGGAGAUCCACACAGUGUCAGAUGCCCCCGACUAAGACGGUGAAGACGACGCACCCAAAGCACAAGAGUCCAUGCAUAGUUGUGAUUUGCUUUGUGUCUGAUCUUUGGUUUUUUCCCAGCCAUCUGGAAAUCUCUUGGUCUCUUGGCAGUUUUUCUGAGGUCUCUUGGAAGGAGCACUUUACGUGUUUAUCCUUCCCUCCCCUCUCCACCCAGUCCUCACCCGCCCUCCCCGCAGGAGCUCAGCACACGAAGGGCAGCGCACCCAGGGAAACACAGUAGGCUGACAGUAUUCCUCUGUGGCUGAACUCCUGACUCAAAAGCCGCCAGUGAUUUAGCGAUGCCAGCUGGUUGCCCCUGGUCUGCCCCGCCGAAUGGCGAGCAUUCAAUGUCCAUGCUGGCACUGAGCAAUUCUUUCCAUGGAGAGAGAGACUAGGGUGCUGUCAGCCGCGACAAAUGGAUAACCUUUUCUAAUUUAAAGUGACUCUUAAGGGUAGUUAGACAAUUUAUAUAUAUAUAUAUAAUAAAUUGUUUAUUAUAUAUAUGGUAUAUAUAUACAUUCUCAAAUUUGAUUUUAUUCUGGUUGAGGUGAA
Suncus etruscus (white-toothed pygmy shrew) is the source of this 2089-nucleotide messenger RNA. It is a transcript of the gene ZBTB34, whose product is annotated as zinc finger and BTB domain containing 34. The coding region runs from base 35 to 1534 and encodes 499 amino acids. Gene Ontology annotation, biological process: regulation of transcription by RNA polymerase II. The transcript has a single exon. Gene Ontology annotation, molecular function: DNA-binding transcription factor activity, RNA polymerase II-specific; RNA polymerase II cis-regulatory region sequence-specific DNA binding; protein binding. The record is from RefSeq and is a predicted model, not a curated record. NCBI's taxonomy places the organism in Eukaryota, Metazoa, Chordata, Mammalia, Eulipotyphla, Soricidae.